Megalops cyprinoides (Indo-Pacific tarpon) is the source of this 1330-nucleotide messenger RNA. Its product is annotated as tissue factor-like. Gene Ontology annotation, biological process: blood coagulation. The coding region runs from base 246 to 1121 and encodes 291 amino acids. The record is from RefSeq and is a predicted model, not a curated record. NCBI's taxonomy places the organism in Eukaryota, Metazoa, Chordata, Actinopteri, Elopiformes, Megalopidae. Gene Ontology annotation, molecular function: protein binding. The transcript has 6 exons. Gene Ontology annotation, cellular component: membrane.
CAGUGAGCGACAUUCCGGCUAUAUAAAUGUGCAGCGGUGGCGACUGACUUUAAUUACUUGUCAGGGUGGAUGAACAUUGUCAAGAGAGCAUAACAACAAAACUAUACGUUUUAAUACCGAGCAUCUUACAGGGACCGCUUUGUGCUACUGGAUAUUUUGUGCUACUGUGCUAUAUUACGAGUUGAUCGGAACAAUUUGCAUUCUUGUGGGUCAAGAUCUACUUUUUCUGGAUUAAAUCAAGUAGGAUGGAAAUGAAGGCGUUCAUUUGUUUUGGAUUGUUUUUUUCUUCAGUAUUUCUCUCUGAAGAAGUUUCAGGUAACGCAUACUUUCCAAGGGCGCAGGACGUUACCUGGUCGUCCUAUAACUUCAAGACAUUACUUACAUGGGGACCAAAACCCACCAACUACUCUUACACUGUUGAAUUCUCUGGAGUCGGCACAGACAGACAGAGGAAUCCGCAUUGCAUCAGGAGCAAGGAGACCGAGUGCGAUCUGACUCGCAUGCUGACAGACCUGAAGGAGACAUACAUCGCGGAUGUCCUCUCAGAACCUGAGCUGGGCAAGACCUCUGACCUGGUGGAGCAGCCCCACACCAGCUCUGGAAGGUUCUGCCCGUACAAAGACACCGUGAUAGGACGCCCUGACUUCAAGAUGGAGGUAAAUGAAGAGAAGGGCAAGAUCACACUCUACAUCGAGGACCCUCUCUCUGCCAUUUACCAAGGGGACACCUUGCUGAGCAUGCGUGACAUCUUCAAGAAUGAUCUGAAAUACAGAGUCACCUACAGGAAAGCUGGGAGCACUGGAAAAAAGCUGCAGACGACAGACACAAACCAGAUUGAGUUGGAUGUGGACCGAGGGGAGAGCUACUGCUUCAAUGUGCAGGCCUACAUCCCGUCCCGGAGCUCGGGCAAGCAACUUGGGGAAAUGAGCCGCCCGCAGUGUUCGCCCAAGAAGAACAAGUCCAUUUUCGAAGAGUACGGGCUGGGCGUGAUUGCUGGCGCCGCCCUCGCCAUCACGGUCAUCGUCACGGUGGCCAUCGCGCUGAUCGUGGUCUGCUGCAGACGGGGGAGGAAAGUGACUGAGAAGACAGGCAAAGAGGGCCUGUCCCUGAGCACGGUGUAGGAGAGCGACCGGAGGACAGCGACAGGGGGGAGCGGUCCAACCGUGGUCCAACCACAUUCUCUGCCCCCGCCCCAUCCAAACACUGGAAAUCCUUCCUCAUUUGGUUUCUGUGAAACCUGAACUUCGUGCUGUGUUUUAUACACACACAUCUGCCUACCUGUAGUGACUGUGAGGCAUUUUUUAAUGGUACUUUUACCAGAGAGCUAAAG